CAUUUCUUCUCCACCUUCUCCUUAAUUCCUUCACCCUUUAUAAAUUAUAACAACUUAGCUAGCUUACUGCCUUCUUCUUGCAUAAUAAAAACUCACAACAAAAUAAAGAAAUUAAAGAAAAUGAAGCUUCUUCCUAGAACCUUUUUUAAGCCGUUAUGUACUCAGGAACCCAAAACAUCGUCAUUCCGAAUAACGACGAUGAAAGACGACAUCUACAAGACAAUCAACUCAGUGUAUUUCAACAACGACGCGGAAGUCGUCGAAACCCCGGACUCGUGGUUUACAAACUCCUCCGAGUCCGGGAGUUUGUCGACAAAUGAGUACGAACACUCCUCAAUGUCUAUCUCAGGGGAGUCACAUCUAGAGGCGAUUGUCCGUGGGGCACAGCACGCGGACAAUCGCCUAUUUUUUGACCCCGGGGAGUCCGACUCCCCGAAGCUAAAAACAGAUGGUACAAGAGAAACACAUUCAUCAGAAAAACAGCCAUUUAAAAAAUCUGUGGCAAUGUCACUGGAAAGCAACAACCCGUACGAGGAUUUCAAGAAGUCAAUGGAAGAUAUGGUGGAGAGUCUAGGAGUAAGAGAUGAUUGGGAAAGGUUAGAGGAGUUGCUUCGAUGGUAUUUGAAGGUUAAUGGAAGGGAAACUCAUGGUUAUAUUAUUAAUGCUUUUCUUGAUUUGCUUGCUGGAUUACAAGUAGUAGUUAUUGCUAAAAAUGAUGUUCAUCAAAUUUCUAAGUCUACAACUUCUUUCUCUUCUGCUGCUUCUUCUCUUUCUUCUUUAUCCUCUUCUACAUUAGAUAUUAUUUGUUGACUUUUUUUAUAAACACUAUUUUUGUUGCUCAUUUCAAAGUUUCAGAUGACCAAAUACCUAGUCUUGGUUAUAUCGAUUAUAUGGUAAUUUUUUUUAAUUGUAUCAUGUAUAGUCCGGCUAAAUAUAUAUUUAUUGUACAUAUAUAUUAUACUACAAUGUUUGAAAGUUAGAUCAAUUGAGAGGUGAA
Messenger RNA from Spinacia oleracea (spinach), 997 nucleotides. Its product is annotated as transcription repressor OFP13-like. The transcript has a single exon. Bases 121 to 810 code for a protein of 229 amino acids. Gene Ontology annotation, biological process: negative regulation of DNA-templated transcription. NCBI's taxonomy places the organism in Eukaryota, Viridiplantae, Streptophyta, Magnoliopsida, Caryophyllales, Amaranthaceae. The record is from RefSeq and is a predicted model, not a curated record.